Molecule: messenger RNA, 875 nt
Organism: Helianthus annuus (common sunflower)
Lineage: Eukaryota; Viridiplantae; Streptophyta; Magnoliopsida; Asterales; Asteraceae
Exons: 5
Coding region: 243-875 (210 amino acids)
Source: RefSeq, a predicted model, not a curated record
GAGUGAUAUAAGAAGGUUUCUUUGUUAAUUGAUUAUUCUCUUCCGCUUACAGGGGAUGGCGCUAAGAAUAAGUGCUUUGAUGAACUAAUAGGUGUUUGGAUUUUGUGUUUACUUUGCUCUGCAUAGGGCUCCUUCAGUUUUUUGUAUUCUUUUACUUCGCUCAGUAAUUCUUCUAUUUUCAAGAUAAGAAUACAGGCUGCAUCUGCAUUGGCUACCCUACCAACAAUAGUGGGUGAAUCGAUAUGGAUCCCAUGAACAACAGUCCUUCAUUUUUAAAGCUUAUUGAGGAAGAUGACCCGAUAUUUUUGCAAAUACCUAAUGACUUUGCUUCAAUGAUUUGGGGAGACCAACCACCUUACAAAGAUUCAGUUAAGAUUGUUGAUGGCAACAAGUUAUGGUUUGUAAGACUGAAAAAAACUGAUGUUGGCCCUGUUCUUGCUGAUGGCUUCACCAAAGUUGUUCGGGAUAGUUGUAUAAGAAAAAAUAACUAUCUUAUGUUUCAGUCAUUUGGACAAUCAUCAUUCUUUCUAAUGGUGUUUAAAUCAUUUGUUCAUCAAUACUGCUUUAUAUCCAAAAUCACACCUGACGAAGACGUUAUUGUCAUGGCUGAUGAAUUUUGGAGGCAAUUUUAUGGGAAAAUUUUCAAAGGUGGUCAAUCAACUCUUUAUUUAGGAGAUAGAUUUUGGAACGUUAAGAUGGACGGAUUAACUGACAGCUGUGUUUUUACUCAUAGAUGUUCUGAGAUGGUAAACGAUCUUGCCUUAGACAGGCGAUCUAUCUUUGUCUUUUCAAUGGUUGGAAAUAAAAUUUUCGAGCUUUCAGUCUUUAAUCAUCAAACCAGUACUCAAAUUCACCCGCGAACUUCGCGGGUUUGA